AUGUCGGAGCCUGACAAGGAGAUCAAGAUCGAACCAGCGGUGGUGGAUGAGCACCACGAGCGCAAAGCCUCCAUCUUCGAUGAUGAGCAGAAGCGUAAAGAGAGCGUCGCUCGUCUCACUGCCAAUUUCGAGGGAGAAAUCAAAAACCCACUCGUUGACAUUUCGCGCGAACAACUUCUAGCCAACGUCCACGACUUCGCUGCAGAACACCAGCUGACUGACGUCGAACCCCUCCUUGUCAAAGGUGCCCUUCUUGCCCAGUCGCCCGCCCUCUUCGAGGAACUCGAAGAACUAAACGAAGCAGACCGUACAGCUGUCCGCGAGGAGAUUACACAUCGGUUCAAGUUACCGCGGACACUCUACUUUACCAUUAUUCUCAACUCCAUCGCAGCUGCUAUCCAGGGCUGGGACCAAACGGGAUCUAAUGGGGCUAAUUUAACUUUUGGUCAGGCCUUGGGCAUCCCAGAUUCUGGCCCUGCGUGUGAGGCGGCGGGUACGUGUGAGAAGAAUGGAUGGAUCAUUGGGUUCGUAAAUGCGUGUCCUUAUAUAGCUAUCGCUGUUUUCUGUGCCUGGAUCUCUGAUCCGGUGAACGAACUCUGCGGCAGGCGUGGCACCAUCUUCAUCGCUGCCAUCUUCUCGCUUCUGGCACCCUUCGGUAUGGGUCUGAGCCAGACGUGGGGUCAGCUUGCUGUGUGUCGCGUACUCCUUGGAGUCGGUAUGGGACUCAAGGAAGUUACUGUGCCUGUUUUCUCGGCGGAAAACGUACCAGCUAGUGUGCGUGGUGGACUCGUUAUGUCGUGGCAGAUAUGGACAGCCUUCGGAAUCUUCCUAGGGACGGUCGCUAAUCUAGCUGUUAUGAACACUGGGGCAAUUUCCUGGCGUCUGCAGUUUGGAUCUGCUUUUAUCCCUGCUGUACCUCUUUGCAUUGGCAUCUGGUUCGUACCGGAAAGUCCUCGGUGGCUCAUGAAAAAGCGCAAGUACGCCAAAGCGUAUCGCUCCUUCCUCCGACUGCGGAACACCCCUCUACAAGCUGCGCGUGACCUCUACUACACCCAUUGCUUGUUGGAGCAAGAAGAGGUCUUGAUCCGUGAAGCUGGGAUUAACCCCAAAUCAAACUUCUUCACACGCUUCGUAGAGUUGUUCACUAUUCCGCGCGUUCGUCGAGCGACGCAAGCUUCUGGUAUUGUUAUGAUAGGGCAGCAGAUGUGCGGUAUCAACAUCAUCGCAUUCUACAGCUCAACGAUCUUCGCAGAGGGAGGAGCCACGAACAAGGAAGCUCUCAUUGCGUCGUUUGGCUUCGGUCUUGUCAACUUCACUUUCGCGUGGCCUGCUGUCUGGACAAUCGAUACUUUCGGUCGCCGCGGACUGCUCCUGUUCACGUUUCCGAAUAUGUUCUGGACACUUCUCGUAGCUGGGAUGUGUUACUACAUCCCCAAGGAUAGUGACGCGCAUCUGGGUUUGAUCGCCUUCUUCGUGUAUCUCUUUGGUGCCUUCUACUCUCCUGGAAUGGGGCCAGUACCUUUCACAUACUCAGCCGAGGUAUUCCCGCUCUCCCAUCGUGAAGUGGGCAUGUCGUGGGCUGUGGCUACGAACAACUUCUGGGCAGCGGUCCUGUCGCUUACACUUCCUCGAAUGCUCAAAGUUAUGAAGCCUCAGGGAGUGUUCGGCUUCUACGCCGGUAUGAACGUGGUCGCUCUCAUCAUGAUCUUCUUGUGGCUACCUGAGACUAAACAACGAACACUCGAAGAGCUCGACUAUGUCUUUGGUGUUCCCACGCGCACGCACAUGAAAUACCAGGCCGGUCAGAAUCUACCUUGGUGGUUCAAGACAUACGUCCUCCGGCAAAAGGGUCUCUCUAAGCCUCAGCUGUAUAAAUUUGGCGAUCAACGACCCCCUGUGAGCGUGACGGCGCAGAUGAGCUAUGCUUGGAAUGCGUACAUUCUUCGCAAGAAGGGUCUGGCUAAGCCGGAUGCCUAUGUCAAGGCGUCGCCUAGCGGCGAGAAGCAGGUGCACGCCCUUAUACAGCGUCUGCGCUGCCGCCGCCGCCGCCUCGCCAACACUUUCCCGUCCUUGUCACAGCAUAGCACCGAGACAGCCUCGAGAUUGUCCAAGAUGCCAGUCUUUGAUCUGAAGAAGAACCUCGUCUUCUAUGGCGCAUAUCACCGCGAGCCAACAAACGUCGCCAUCCACAUAGCAUGCGUGCCUGUCCUGCUUGCGACAGGCAUUCUCUUCGGCACAAACACACCUACCCUCCCCAUCCGCCAACACCCCCUCCUAACCCGCCUCAACCUCCCCUUGAACCUCGGCACCAUCGCCGCAGCUACCUACUCAACUCUCUACCUCCUUCUCUCUCCCAACCUCGCUGGCGUGACCGUCACCCCUAUCAUCCUCGCCUUCGCAUCCCUCUCCAACCGCCUCACGCAGCGCUACAACAAGACCAAAGUCAACAGCAUUGCCGUCGCCGUCCAUGUCGUAAGCUGGAUACUGCAAUUCGUUGGACAUGGCAAGUUUGAAGGGCGCAAACCCGCACUGCUAGACAAUUUGGUCCAGGCCCUGUUCCUGGCGCCCUUGUUUGUGUGGUAUGAAGUGCUGUUCAAGAUGGGCUUCUACAAGGGGUUGAAGAGGGAGGUGGAGCUUGGUGUUGAGGCCGAGAUUGCAAAGUUGAAGGCGAAGAAGGCGGACAAGGGUAAGGGGAUCGCACUAGACGAUAAGGCGGACACUAAGGAUGAUGUUGUGGACGCUGUCCUUGAUGGGGAAAAAGAGGGUAGUGGUGAAAUCUAG
Molecule: messenger RNA, 2781 nt
Organism: Alternaria burnsii
Lineage: Eukaryota; Fungi; Ascomycota; Dothideomycetes; Pleosporales; Pleosporaceae
Product: d-xylose-proton symporter
Exons: 13
Coding region: 1-2781 (926 amino acids)
Biological process (GO): transmembrane transport
Cellular component (GO): membrane
Molecular function (GO): myo-inositol:proton symporter activity
Source: RefSeq, a predicted model, not a curated record